This is a messenger RNA of Chaetura pelagica (chimney swift), 891 nucleotides long. It is a transcript of the gene CCDC198, whose product is annotated as chromosome unknown open reading frame, human C14orf105. Bases 1 to 891 code for a protein of 296 amino acids. The transcript has 6 exons. The record is from RefSeq and is a predicted model, not a curated record. NCBI's taxonomy places the organism in Eukaryota, Metazoa, Chordata, Aves, Apodiformes, Apodidae.
AUGGGCCUGAGCUCUUCCAAGGCACACCCCAAGGUGACCAAGGUGGCACCGAUGCACCCCAGGGAGGACCUGCCUGCUCUCCCUGCUCCACACCAGCUCCCCAGGAUGUCUGGAGAGCCCAACCUGCACUCACAGACCAUGGCAGAGUGGGGAAACCUCACCUGUCCCCAGCAACUUCCACCUCUCCGGGAGCCCUGGUAUGGCAGAACCUCUGCAGGGCCCCUUUCUUUCAACACCACCCUGGAAAAGGGAGAAACCAGCAUCAUUAAACAGCACCCACCUCGAAGACCUCAAUGGCUUGAACCUGCUGCCCCUCUGCAAGAAGCCCCUCCUGCAAAGCCCUGGAGUCAACAAGCAGUGGCUGCAAGCCCAAGGAUGAAGGCUGUGGAGAAGAGGGGGCAAAGCCUGAGACACCCCCCAGGCAGGCGGCAGCACUUGCACAAGCUGCAGAUGCUGGAUUUGACCCGUAGGCGCCGAGAGGCAGAGCUGAAGCGAAAUCUCCAGAGGGAGGCAAAAAUCAAUCAACAAAACCUCCAGGAAUCCAGCCCAAAGAACGUCCUUGACACUCCCCAGGGAGGCGACAGCGCCAAGAGCCGAGACCUCGUCCCUGCUGAGCACAAUCAGGGUUUUCAUGGAGACGACCAUGGAAACACGUGGGGCAGAGGACUCUCCAGGCAACAUGAUGGGCAUGAAGUCUCUCCAGAAAGGAACAGCAAGGUUGACCUGUGGUUCUGCAGGGAGCCACGGACAAGGGAUCUGUUCUGGGACACCUCCAGCACUGGCUCUGAGGAGUGGGAAAGGGAAGAGAAGAUUUACCACAAACGUAGGCUUGUGAGAACCAAGACAGAGAGGUUUUCUCUCUUUGAUGACUUCUUUGAUAAGGACUUCUAG